AUGUAUGAAAUCAUGUGGUAUGUUAAUGGGAAUGACAUAAGUACUACUGUUGAGGAACCGGAAAAUAGUAGCAUAUACAAGAAGUGGGAGCAGGUUAAUGUGAAGGCGGAGUUCAUACUAAAGAGGACAAUCUCCUCCGAUUUAUUUGAUCACAUUAUAAAGUGUAAAUCAGCUCACGAGAUAUGGAGAACCCUCGAUCGCUUUUUCAACAAGAAGAAUAAAGCUCGGUUGGAGAUAUUGGAGAAUAAAUUAGCUAACACCACUCAAGGUAAUCUUUCUAUCUCCGAGUAUUUUUUGAAGAUUAAGAACUUGUGUUCUGAGAUAUCUUUGUUGAAUCCGGAAGAGCUUAUUUCUGAAGCACGAAAUGAGAAGAAUAGUCAUUCGUGGAUUGAAGCCUGA
Solanum pennellii is the source of this 399-nucleotide messenger RNA. RefSeq lists its product as uncharacterized. The transcript has a single exon. The record is from RefSeq and is a predicted model, not a curated record. NCBI's taxonomy places the organism in Eukaryota, Viridiplantae, Streptophyta, Magnoliopsida, Solanales, Solanaceae. The coding region runs from base 1 to 399 and encodes 132 amino acids.